Messenger RNA from Manis javanica (Malayan pangolin), 4782 nucleotides. RefSeq names its product zinc finger and BTB domain containing 7C (gene ZBTB7C). The record is from RefSeq and is a predicted model, not a curated record. Gene Ontology annotation, molecular function: protein binding; DNA-binding transcription factor activity, RNA polymerase II-specific; RNA polymerase II cis-regulatory region sequence-specific DNA binding. Gene Ontology annotation, biological process: regulation of transcription by RNA polymerase II. NCBI's taxonomy places the organism in Eukaryota, Metazoa, Chordata, Mammalia, Pholidota, Manidae.
GGGAGGCGGGGCGCGAGGAGGGCGGAGGCGCGGCGCGGGGAGGAGUUGCCCGCGCGAGCGCUGCCGCCGCUCUGCCCUACACCGGCCGGCGCAGCCCCGCCACGAGACUCUGACAGCCGCGCGGCCCGGGCUGCUCGGGAGCACAGGGACCGACGGACCGCGUCGGUGGCGGCGGAGGAGGACGCGAGGACCGCGGCCCCGCGCCAAGUGCGGGAGGUGCGCAGCGCUGGCGGCGCGCAGAGAUCCCCUCUGAAGCUACUGGGAGCUCAGAAGGUGUCACCACCCCUGAGGAGUGGGCCGACCCCAGGACAGCAAGAAGGGAUGACGUGGAGCCCACCCAGGGCCUGAGCUGUGAGCAUAACCCACAGUCUGUUGGACCUGGCACCACCAAGUCAGGGGUCUGCACUACUGGGCAGACUCUGGAAGAAUUGUUGCUUUGGCCCCCAGCAACAUGUACAUGGUGUAAUGACAGGAAAUGAGCAGGUUUGUGGAGAAGCUGCUGGCCUGAAAUUUAAGACGAAGGCAUCGUUGCUUGCACAACACAGUGAAAUGAAAGCCUGUAUCUUCAGAAUCUUGUUUUCAAGAGGAAUGCUGGCCUGCAGGGCUCUGGCUGAGAACAUGGCCAAUGGCAUUGAUGAGCUCAUUGGCAUUCCCUUCCCCAACCACAGCAGCGAGGUCCUGUGCAGCCUGAAUGAGCAGCGGCAUGACGGCCUGCUCUGCGACGUGCUCCUGGUGGUGCAGGAGCAGGAGUACCGCACCCACCGCUCCGUCCUGGCUGCCUGCAGCAAGUACUUCAAGAAACUCUUCACGGCUGGCACCUUGGCCAGCCAGCCCUACGUCUAUGAGAUCGACUUCGUGCAGCCUGAGGCUCUGGCCGCCAUCCUGGAGUUCGCCUACACCUCCACGCUCACCAUCACCGCCUCCAACGUCCAGCACAUCCUCAAUGCUGCCAGGAUGCUGGAGAUCCAGUGCAUUGUGAAUGUGUGCCUGGAGAUCAUGGAGCCUGGUGGGGGCGGGGGGGAGGAGGACAAGGAGGAUGAUGACGAUGACGAGGAUGACGAGGAUGAGGAGGACGAAGAGGAGGAGGAGGAGGAGGAGGAAGAGGAUGAGGAUGAUGACACGGAAGAUUUUGCUGAUCAAGAAACUCUGCCUGAGCCCCCGGACAUGAACUGCCACCAGAGCCCCUCCGAGGCAGACCACCUCCCCGAGAAGGCCUUCUCAGAGCCGCCCCGAGCCUUCCCCAGCGCCUUCCCGGCCGGCAGCCCCGGCCCUCUGGGUGUGAUCCGGGACUUCUCCAUUGAGUCUCUGCUGAGGGAGAACCUGUGCCCCAAAGCCAGCAUCCCUGACCGGAGACCUUCCUUAUCUCCGUUUGCCCCAGACUUCUUCCCACACCUCUGGCCAGGGAACUUCGGGGCCUUUGCACAGCUGCCCGAGCAGCCCAUGGACAGUGGGCCCCUAGACCUGGUCAUCAAGCACAGGAAGAUCAAGGAGGAGGAGAAGGAGGAGCUGCCCCCACCCCCACCACCGCCCUUCCCCAACGACUUCUUCAAGGACAUGUUCCCAGACCUUCCUGGGGGGCCGCUGGGCCCCAUCAAGGCGGAGAAUGACUACGGUGCCUAUCUCAACUUCCUGAGUGCCACCCACCUGGGGGGCCUCUUCCCACCCUGGCCUCUGGUAGAGGAGCGCAAGCUGAAGCCCAAGGCCUCCCAGCAGUGCCCCAUCUGCCACAAAAUCAUUAUGGGGGCCGGGAAGCUGCCGCGCCACAUGAGGACCCACACGGGGGAGAAGCCAUACAUGUGCAACAUCUGCGAGGUCCGCUUCACCAGGCAGGACAAGCUGAAGAUCCACAUGCGGAAGCACACGGGGGAGCGGCCCUACCUGUGCAUCCAUUGCAACGCCAAGUUUGUGCACAACUACGACCUCAAGAACCACAUGCGCAUCCACACGGGCGUGCGGCCCUACCAGUGUGAGUUCUGCUACAAGAGCUUCACGCGCUCUGACCAUCUGCACCGCCACAUUAAGCGCCAGAGCUGCCGCAUGGCACGGCCCCGGCGCGGCCGCAAGCCUGCCGCCUGGAGGGCCGCCAGCCUGCUCUUCGGGCCCGGCGGCGCGGGUGCUGAGAAAGCAGCCUUCGUGAUGCCGCAGGCGCUGGGCGACGUGGGUGGCCACCUGGGUGGGGCAACCGUGUGCCUCCCGGGCCCCAGCCCUGCCAAGCACUUCCUGGCGGCGCCCAAGGGCGCGCUGAGCCUGCAGGAGCUAGAGCGGCAGUUCGAGGAGACACAGAUGAAGCUGUUCGGGCGCGCCCAGCUGGAGGCCGAGAGGAACGCAGGGGGCCUGCUGGCCUUCGCGCUGGCCGAGAACGUGGCAGCAGCGCGGCCCUACUUCCCGCUGGCCGACCCCUGGGCCACGGGCCUGGCGGGCCUCCCGGGGCUCACCGGCCUCAACCAUGUGGCCUCCAUGUCUGAAGCCAACAACUAGGCUGGUCCUUGAAAACCCCAGUCCAGCAGCUCUGUCCCUCUCCCACUAGGCCAACCCUGCCCCACCCAAGGGGUCUGAGCUUUUUAUUCAACAUCACAGAGGAAAAAGGACAGAACAGUAGCAGCAGCCACGAUAUGUUCCAGGCCUGAGGCAGCCGAGCCGCCUCCCUUUUGCUGGUGUCCAAGACGGGCAUCUCCAUGCAAAGGGCCUGGAGUUCAGGGCCUGGCCUCUCCCUGACCUCUCCCUGAUCUCUCUGGCUUUCACACAAACACUCAUACAGGCCCAAGCCCCAGAGGAGGCCACAGGCUGGGUGCCCAAGAGCACUUUGGCGUGUGUGGAAGCUAGCUGGAGGGAUGUGGCUUGGCCCAAGGCAGACCAGAUGAAGCAGAGAUGAGGGCAAGGGCCUGGGGGCACACACCCUGGUUAAGCCCCACCACCCUGUGGCAGAGUCCCUACAGACACUGCUCUGAUGGGUCAUUUUUCCUGUCUCCAACGGUCCUGGGAUCCUUAUGGGAAAUGCCCUACUGGCAGGGAGGCCUCCUAGAGUCCAGAGCAAAGGUUUUGGAGUCCAGGCCCACUUUCCCUUCACUGUCCUGUGACGUUGGACAGGUCAGCCAUCUGUACCCUGGUUUCACCCUGCUAUGAAGGAGGGCUGGUGAUUUAGUUACCCCUCUCCCACCCUCCCAUGCAUACAUACAAACACACCUGUCCCUCCAAAGAGAACUGCUGAGAACAUAGGAGCUUUGUAUUCCUAAAGUCCCUGGAGAAACCGUCUAUUUUACUGGAUUUAGUUUUAUCACAUCCACCUUUAUUUUAGCCCAGGUGAGAAAUGUGUUCUAACUAAACAGGGGUGACAGAGAGCUGGGGUGAGGUUUGUCCACAGACCCCAGGCAGCUCUAGAGAACUCCAAAUACCACCCUCCUUCCUAGGCAGGCCGCUGGGGCUGAGGGAUGACUAGUUAGCAUUUACCCCAAUUCCACAUGCCCCCUCCAAUGCCGUAGGUCUCUUGGGACCUCUGGGGCCGACAAGAAGGGUCGGGGCCGCCUCUUAACACCUGGCAGCUGCCUCACUCCAUUCUGAUUCCUGGAAACAGACCUUACGUUUGCUUUUCAGAGCUGCAGGUUUCUCAGGGCUUUGGCACUGCUGGUGAUCAUCCCCUGCACUGUGUUUGAACACUCACAGCCUCUCCCGUGUCCCUCCAGGCGAGAAACUGGAGUGUUUGGCUCCCGUCAAUGCAGGGAAGCAGAGCCUUGGCUCCAAUGUGGGCUUGGAGGGCUCUGUGAGUUAGGCGUGUCCACACACCCUCCGUGGCCCUUGCGUUUGUAGCAGAUCCUGAGAAGGAAGACAGCUCUGCUGGUCCAGUGCCUUCCUGAUCUUCUCUCCCCUUUCCUGCCUUCCAUCCCUUUUCCUGCUGAGUUUGCUUUUGUCUCAGAAGCCCAGAAGGGAGGGGAGUUCAUGUGCAUGGAUUGCCCACAGCUGGAGUCCCCAGUCCAGGAGCUGUGGGCACAAAAGACUUCGGCUCUUCCCAUUGCCUUGGCUUCUCCCUCAGCAAAUACAAGAAACAAAAAGGCCUGAGAAGACCACAGACUCCGUCACUCUCCCAGCUCCACAGAGGAGACCCCUGACUCCACAUACCACCAGAUGCCGUGCCAGCCCGAGGGAACUGCUUCUGACACCCUCUUGUCUUCAGACGUCAUUUGCCUCGGCAGCCACCUCUAAGAUUCCUGUCUCUGUUUCUGACACUUGCUUCUAGGACUCCCCAGCCAACAUGCCUGGUUUCCCCCAUCAGCCAAGGGACUGGGACUGACCCAAACUUUAAAAGAAAGCAAGGGAAAAUGAACAAAUUGGGAUCCAGUGGUGUUGGGGCUUUUGUUUUUAUUUUGUAAAGGUAAUGACUUCUUAUAAACUCAAUUUUUCAGAUGACUGGUUAGUUCUUUUUGUGUUCUCUUGGCUGCAGCUUGGAGCUGUACACUGUAAAAUGCCCAGAGAUGCCGAGUCCUGUGUGAUCGAGGAGAACAUGAAGCAAUUGGGUUGGAGGAUAGGGGUGGUUGUUUGAUUGCCAUAUAUUUUUUUUCUGGAUGUUUCAAUUUCCCUGUCUGUCUGUGGGAGAACUUUGGAAUUUUUUCUAUUUAUAACUCUUUUUUUUUAUGUGAUUGCUUUAUGUAAAAUGACACAACAAAGUUUGCCUUAGUGAAUCAAGGGACAAUCUUCCAUAACUUUGGUCGCACGCCGCAUCCCGCCGAGAAAAACUCUCAGCUAAUUUUCUGGCCUAUUUAUUAAACAGUAUCAAUUGACUUGAUUAAA